AUCCAAUCCAACUUCAACUCUUUGAACACUCUUAAUCACUAACGAUCAACAUCGAUUCAACCAAUCACAAAGAUAUUCUCGUUAGCAAGACACGAGAAAGUCUGCUUCUUACUCAACAACAUCUUGAAGUGAUUCACAAUCACCCCUUCUGACCUCUAUCGCGACCUUUAACUUGAAUCACUCGCCAUUGCUCAGCACUUCUCUGAGCAUCCGCCGAGCAAGACCUGCUUCAUGACAAGCUUCUCUGCUUACGCUUCACGUUUCCUUUCGACCGGUGCAAGUACUGCAGCUAUCUCACAUCACGGAUCUUCCCCUUCUUCAAGACAAUCAACUUAUCAACCUUUCACAUCAUCCGAAUACGCACAAGAUGAAAGUGAAGAGGAUGAGGUAGGAUACAAUGACAACCUGUCAAGCAGAAGCCCAAAAGGCAAGCGCAGCACAGUAAACAGACAUCUUCCACAUCUGAACGAUUUAUCAAAAUCUAACUCCGGCAAAAUAUCCAGCUCAUCGCGCUUUCUGCCUACUUUCGGUGGAAAUAAUGCAAUCGGAAAGACGACAAAGAUACGCGAUAUGGAUGAUGGAAUCGAUGAGGAUGAAGAGGACGAAGAGCCAUCUUUCUAUCAAGAUCAUCGAAGCAGAAUUUCCAUACCCAGAGCUAGCGAAUCAGCCAUCUCUGAUGAGCAAAGAACUCCAGGUGCAAGUAUCCUCAGAACAGAUCAACAUGAAAACGAUCCUUUCAGAGUUGAAGAGGAUAUAGAAAAGCCCUCUACCACGAAACACAAAUCAAAGAAUCACGCUAUUCAUUCCAGAGGUCUAAGCAAUGAAGACAGAGCUCGUGGCUGGCUAGCACAUGGUGCAGAUUCUUCCAGUGCCGCAUCAGAUGCAUCCGUUCUCCCAAAGACAAGGAGACAGACACGAGAUGACAUUUAUCGUGAUCCUGAUGAGAUUUCAGCAGCUGAAGAUGACGAGGAAUCGGAUGUUGCUCGUCAAGGCAGACGUGCAUCUCGGCGCGGCAAAAGGGGCUCAGGAAAAAAGGGAUCUCACUUCAAAGAUGAUUCUGAUACAUCACAGAUCUCCAGUAGCGAUGAAAGCCAAGCAAGAUCACAAGAUACAUCUCGUGGAAAUUGGAGGGCAAAUCGACAAGCUCGGAAUGCUAGCUCAUCACUUAGAGAGCCACUUUUAUCUGCUGCAGGGUCUGAAGUGAGAGAGCAACCACCAGGUGCAUUCAACGGAACAACGAGCAGGAUGGUUUCUGCCGAUAUCUACGCAUAUCCACAUCCUCCUGCAAAGACUGGCUGGACACCUUGGGCACCGGGAAAUCGUGUACCGCUCUCCCAAUACAAGGAUAAAAUGGCACUUUUAUCCUGGCUAGGUGUUUGUGCAGCAACAUUGUUCAUUGCUGGUUGGAUGGCAAUUGGCGCAAAAAGCAUCGCACCACCCUCAUCACCAUCGACGAAGCCCUCGCCUUAUUAUACGUUGACAAGAUCGAUUCCCGUCUUAUUUCUUCUUACCUUUCUUUCUCUUGUAGCAGCAGCCGCUAAUUUGCUGGUUUUACGAAACAUAUCUCGAGUUGGCGGUGCUCGUAUUUUGAGAUAUGGUUUGAUCGGUAUACCUCUUACACUUUCGCUAGGAUGGGCUUGGACUUUUGCUGGAAGCUCUGUUUACGAUGAUGAAAGGUGGACCGGUGGCAGCUGGAGCACGACAGGAUUGCGAGUACUCUCAAUCAUUCCACUAGCCCUGGCAAUAUAUUUUGCUAGGAAUGUUUGGAAAAAGCGCGAUUCCAUCAGUCGCAGUCUGUCCGUUUUGGAGAUUUCUGCGUCUGUUGUGGCCAAACAUCCGGUCUUGCUUUUGUUAUCAAUCUCAACCUUGGUCUUCUUUAUCGCAGUCUCCGCGCCUUUUCUUACAAUCUUUACCAGGCUAUUUUUACGUGGUCAUUAUGGCGAAAAGGGUUUGCCAUCCAAUGUCUGGAAAACGGAUUCGAAUGCGAGAUUUAUGGCGUGGAUUACCUUAGGCACAUGGAUCUGGACAUGGCUCGUUUUGAGAGGUAUACAACGAGUGACAGUGGCCGGAGUUGUUUCGCAUUGGUACUUCCAUCGAGAUGAAGACGAUCAAGCUCAACAUGCUGAAGAUGGCAAAUUGUUCGAUGCUCAAGAAGACGAAGAAGAUGACAGUCUACCGGGACCAGCGCCAGGCGAAUGGUUAGGCGAAGAACAAGUGAGCAUGCAAGCGCCUUCACAUAUUGAUAUCGUACGUGCUUCAUUCAUUCGUGCAACUGGACCUGCUCUCGGAACGAUUUGUAUGUCUGCAUUCAUGCUUAGUAUCGCAAGGGUGGGAACAUGGAUGGCUGCAAGUGCACGUUGGGCUCAUCGAAAGCUUUCCGCUUCUUCUCGUGUUCCUGCUUUCAUGCAACCAUUGACGUACGUGGUAGCCAUGCUGGCAGGUGUAAGCGCACUUCUUCAAGGCCUAAGCGACUAUGCUUUGAUCUAUGUUGGAGUAACAGGAGAUGGUUUUGCUGCUGCAGCUCGUAGAUCAGCUCGAUUGACAGGUCGUCAAGGUGUCAAAUCGGUCAUGGAAGGAUUGGUGAUCAAUAUGUUACUGGAUUUGACUACAUUGGCACUUUGUUUCCUUUGUGGAUUGGCAGGUUUCUUGAUUUCUGCUCAUUCAUUACACGUUCCCGCUGAUGCACCUUUGGUUGGUCUGCUUUGUGCUUUAAUGCCUUAUGCUACCUUACGUCUUUGUGCUGAUGUUUUGUCCAAUGCAGCCGAUACCCUCUACCUUUGCUUUUCUAUCGAUGAGGCUAGUGGAGAACAACAUUGCAAACAAGCAAGUGAUGCUUUCUUUUCCAAUAAUGAAAGCUUACCUUUCUGAUUCUCAUAUACCCUUUCUUUUUGUACUCUUUUCAUGUAUAUCUUUGGUCACAUUCAGAUGGACUGUUAGUAAUCGACAAGAACACGCAAUGCUGAAUACACCUCUUAUUCGUACAAGUUUCAAUAUUGCUUCAUGUAUGCUCUAAAUUACAAAUGCCAUAUGGUACUCUUUCCUC
Meira miltonrushii is the source of this 3043-nucleotide messenger RNA. RefSeq lists its product as uncharacterized. Gene Ontology annotation, cellular component: plasma membrane. The record is from RefSeq and is a predicted model, not a curated record. Lineage: Eukaryota; Fungi; Basidiomycota; Exobasidiomycetes; Exobasidiales; Brachybasidiaceae. The transcript has a single exon. The coding region runs from base 232 to 2868 and encodes 878 amino acids. Gene Ontology annotation, biological process: transmembrane transport. Gene Ontology annotation, molecular function: transmembrane transporter activity.